This is a messenger RNA of Esox lucius (northern pike), 7631 nucleotides long. RefSeq names its product adaptor related protein complex 1 subunit gamma 1 (gene ap1g1). Gene Ontology annotation, cellular component: membrane coat; Golgi apparatus; AP-1 adaptor complex. The record is from RefSeq and is a predicted model, not a curated record. The transcript has 23 exons. Gene Ontology annotation, biological process: receptor-mediated endocytosis; intracellular protein transport; Golgi to vacuole transport. Bases 90 to 2558 code for a protein of 822 amino acids. Gene Ontology annotation, molecular function: clathrin-cargo adaptor activity. Lineage: Eukaryota; Metazoa; Chordata; Actinopteri; Esociformes; Esocidae.
ACGUUACACCGGGGAUGUCUGUCAGAUAAGUUGUUAGCCUGGCGUUUGCUAGAUGCUGACAUUAUGCUAACCUCAUAAUGUAACGGAGGAUGCCAGCGCCGAUCCGACUGCGGGAGCUGAUCCGGACCAUCCGGACCGCUCGGACCCAGGCAGAAGAGCGUGAGAUGAUCCAGAAAGAGUGUGCUGCCAUACGCUCAUCUUUCAGAGAGGAAGACAACACUUACCGAUGUAGAAAUGUAGCUAAGCUACUCUAUAUGCACAUGCUAGGCUACCCAGCACACUUUGGGCAGCUGGAGUGUCUGAAGUUGAUUGCGUCCCAGAAGUUCACUGACAAGCGGAUUGGGUACUUAGGAGCCAUGCUGUUGUUGGACGAGAGGCAGGAUGUCCAUCUACUAAUGACAAACUGCAUCAAGAAUGAUCUAAAUCACAGCACGCAGUACGUCCAGGGCCUGGCCUUGUGUACCCUGGGCUGCAUGGGCUCAUCAGAGAUGUGUCGGGACCUGGCUGGGGAAGUGGAAAAACUUCUGAAAACAUCCAACUCCUACCUGAGGAAAAAGGCGGCAUUGUGUGCAGUUCACGUCAUAAGGAAAGUCCCGGAGCUGAUGGAGAUGUUCCUCCCAGCUACAAAAAACCUGCUGAGCGAGAAGAACCAUGGUGUUCUCCAUACUUCUGUUGUCCUCCUCACUGAGAUGUGUGAAAGAAGUCCUGACAUGCUGUCACACUUCAGAAAGAAUGAGAAGUUGGUUCCACAGCUGGUGAGAAUCCUGAAGAACCUGAUCAUGUCAGGAUAUUCCCCUGAGCAUGAUGUAUCUGGCAUUAGUGACCCCUUCCUCCAGGUGCGGAUAUUAAGAUUGCUGCGAAUUCUGGGAAGGAGUGAUGAUGACUCAAGUGAAGCAAUGAAUGACAUUCUUGCACAGGUUGCAACCAACACUGAGACAAGUAAAAAUGUCGGCAAUGCAAUCCUCUAUGAGACAGUACUGACCAUAAUGGACAUCAAAUCAGAAAGUGGAUUGAGGGUGUUGGCCAUCAACAUACUGGGACGCUUUCUUCUUAACAAUGACAAAAAUAUUAGAUAUGUGGCAUUGACAUCCCUACUCAAGACUGUACAGACGGACCACAAUGCAGUGCAGAGACAUCGGAGCACAAUUGUGGACUGUCUAAAAGACCUGGAUGUGUCCAUCAAGAGGCGUGCAAUGGAGCUAAGCUUUGCCUUGGUGAAUGGGAAUAACAUAAGAGGAAUGAUGAAGGAACUGCUCUACUUCCUGGACUCCUGUGACCCAGAAUUCAAAGCAGACUGUGCGUCUGGAGUCUUCCUGGCUGCGGAGAAGUAUGCUCCUUCAAAACGAUGGCACAUAGACACUAUCAUGAGAGUCCUGACAACGGCUGGGAGCUAUGUCCGAGACGAUUCUGUCCCCAACCUCAUCCAGCUCAUCACCAACAGUGUGGAGAUGCACGCCUACACGGUGCAGAGACUCUACAAAGCCCUGCUGGAUGACAUCUCACAGCAACCAUUGGUGCAGGUGUCGUCCUGGUGCAUAGGAGAGUAUGGAGACCUGCUGGUGUCUGGACAGUGUGAGGAGGAGGAGCCCAUCCAGGUGACCGAGGAUGAAGUAUUGGAUGUUUUGGAAGGGCUUCUUCUAUCCAACUUAUCCACCCCUGUGACCAGGGGUUACUCGCUCACUGCCAUCAUGAAGCUGUCUACGCGCUUCAGCAGUGUCAACCGAAUCAAGAAGGUGGUGUCAGUAUAUGGCAGCAGCAUUGAUGUGGAGCUGCAACAGAGAGCUGUGGAGUACAAUGCACUCUUCAAGAAAUAUGAUCACAUGAGGCCUGCCUUACUAGAACGAAUGCCCAUCAUGGAGAAAACCGCCUCCAAUGGCCCAACAGAGAUUGUUCAGACUAAUGGGGAGACAGAGCCAUCAGUGCCGGACACAAAACACCCGCCCCUAGUCACCCAGCCAGCCAACCAGGCUAAUGAUUUAUUAGAUCUGCUGGGUGGUAAUGAUGUGGUACCUGUGAUCCAGACCACCUUGCCCACCAAGCCAGCCUCAGCUGGAGGGGAGCUGCUCGACCUACUGGGGGACCUCUCUCUAUCUGGUGGUCCUGCCCCUGCUCCUGUCCCCUCUGUGCCUGUUUCCCAGCCCCCCUUCCUCCUGGAUGGCCUCUCCUCGCAGCCCCUGUUUACUGAUAUUGCAGCAGUGAUUCCCCCCAUGACAGCAUACAAUAAGAACGGCCUGAAAAUUGAGUUCACCUUUGAAAGAGCCAACCCAAAUCCCAACAUAGCAGUCAUCACCAUCCACGCCACCAACACCACUGAGGCUGACAUGACAGAGUUUGUUUUCCAGGCUGCAGUACCAAAGACAUUCCAGCUGCAGCUCUUGUCUCCUAGCAGUAAUAUAGUCCCAGCACUCAACCAGGGAAGCAUCACACAGAUCAUCAGAGUUCUUAACCCACAGAAGCAACAACUGCGCAUGAGGGUCAAGCUGACAUACACCCACAAAGGCUUGCCUGUCCAGGAUCUGGCCGAGGUCAACAACUUUCCCCCUCAGUCUUGGCAGUGAUGGCCGUGCCCUAUUGCUCUUAACGACCCCGCAAAGGGAACUGUGGGAAAGAUUGUCCCCUCCCUUACCCUGACUGAUCCUCCGGUGACAUCACUGCAGACCGCUGCCCCUGGGCUGCAUUGGAAGCAGCAGAAUCUCUUACACACACACACACACAAAAAGAUGGUAUGAAGACUCGAUGACAACAAUGACAAUGUAGACGUCACCAGAAAUAUCUGGAAACAUCCAUUUUGUAACCCUCCUUUAGGUUGAUUGGUUUCACCUCAGUCUGUUCUAUAGUUGGCACAGUUCCACCCCCUCACACCGCGAUGCACGUAUGCCCACAUUGCACCUGCUGCUGUGCGCCCCGCCUCUCUAAGCCACCGUAGAAAAGAGCUGUUGGCACUGAGCACUUGUUUAAUCCAUCGAUUUUCCUUUCGUGUCAUGUUUUUAAUCUUCAAGUAAUUUAACAUGUAGGUUAUUUUAAGCAAUGUUGACGCCAGAAUGAAAUCCAUCUUAGUUGUAUGAAAUUUGCACUCCAUUCACCACCUUCCAAAAUACUCUUUUCAAAUUGGGUUUAAGAACCUGGGAGUAUUGUGGCUCUCAGUAAUUAAUCUAGUUUGGUAUCCAAUGUGAAUAUAACGCAUUACAAACAUCUCCAGUACUACAGUCCAAAUGCAUGGCCUCAGGUUGCAAUAAAAAGGUUUGCAUUAUUGUUCAGCUGUAUGGGUCCUGCUGUUCUACUUCGAUUCAUUUUGGCAGCAGUAAACUUUCCUGAGACCCAGAACACUUGUGAAUUUUCAGGUUUACUUCAUUUGACCUUCUAACUCAUGAGUGAUUUAAAGGCAGGAUACAUUUUGUCAUUUUAAAUUACAUCCACUUUCUCUACUGAAGUCAAUUUGUGAGAUGUUUGAAUCUCUAUCAUUUGGUUGGGCCAAACAUACCUCUCAGCAAAGUUGAGGUACUGUAAAUCAAGUGUAUUUCAUAGUAGGAAGUGCAUGGGUUUUUUGAGUUGGUAAACACACUGUAUGGUUCAAUGUUGGUUCGUUUGGUCAGAUUGGUAGCCACGAUACCAUCCUAUUUUGUAAACUUAUUUUUGAGAUUAAAUCUAGAUGCUUGUUUCUGCUGUGUUUGACAGUGUUUUCUUGGCAGCCAUUAUCACCCAUUUGGCCUCUGCUAGAUGGGUACCAUUUACAGUGACACUUGGUUGCUUAAUUCAGGAUGCAAUGUUAAAUUAAUGGUUAAUUGCUGAGAUCAAGUUUGUUACUGACCCGAUAUGAAACAUUGGAUACAAGUGCCGGUCUGAAACACCUCAGUUUUGGGCAAAUCCUAAAGUUGAGAUUUAUGAAUGCAUUAUCUUUGGAAUUAUUUAAUAUUCUAUUAAUCUGAAGAAACGUGGAUUAUCAAUACACCACACCUUUGGUUGGUCAAAACGUCUGUACCAUUAGACUUAAUCUGGUUGGAUAUAGCCAGCGCAGACAACAUGCAUGUAAAUGAAGUCUAUUUUGAAUGUAGUUAUAUGCACUGAAUGCUCUUUCAUUUCAGUCUUUCUGUGGGUCUCCUGGGGGCUGACGGCCAUUUGGUUGGCUCAGUUGUUUGUCUGAAUUUUGUAGUAUUCUUUUUUUUUUUUGCAGUGAUUUGACUUAAACAUUUAUGCCUGAUAUCAUUGUGAUGUGCCUUUCAACCUAGCCAGAUGAUUCCCUGAACUGGGGUGAUCUGGCACCUUGGUGUGUUUGUGUCAGGUUGGAUUGGGUGCUUAUUGGGAUUGUUGCCUGACUGAACAGUUAGACCGGUAAGAAGGGAAGAGUUCAAGAGCGUUUCCUUUUAUUUGAAUGACAUUUCACUCUGAGUUUUUUGAGCAUUUUGUAGUGGAUUAUCAGUGGAGCUUGUGGACUGUUGGUGUUAUUCCUUGGCUGUCAUAGUUUUCCAAAUCAGAAUGCAGACCAAGCUGUUGGAGACAUUAACCCAAUUACCUCACAAUGUUUUAUCUUCCUGUUCCUAUCAACAUUACACUACCUGGACUGCUGUAUUUAGUCUUCUAAAUGAUCUGCAAUCAAGGGGGCACCUGUAGACCUCUCGUUACUAACAAGCUUAGCUACCCCAUGAUGCAGUGUCCAGAUGUUCAAUCAGGCGUUAUGCUUACUGAUAUUCACUAUGCCACAUUAUAUUUCUAACCUUUGUGACCAAAUCAGAGAUGCUAUUUAGCUCUGGAAAUAUUUUUCAGUGACUAUGUGUAUAUGGAGAAAAUUAUUCAGUUCUAGAUCACUUUUUUUUCUGUGGAAUAAAUGCUUUGUUGGCUUUUUCUGUACAUAUUGAAGGCUUUUAAGAUUAGUAAGUUGUCCUAUCCUUCAUCUCUUGUUUUUUUUUUUGUCUUUUCUUUUUAUAUACCCACAACCAUUUUCUAAGACUUAAAGUGACUUAGUGUUUAUUGUUUCAGUAGGUCUUAGUCAGGAUCCUAAUCAUAUACUUCCUUGUUUCAUCAGUCAUUGCAAAAUGGAUUAUCUGCUGCCUGUACAUUGUAUAUACUUGUAAAAUGAAACAAAAGAGGAUCAAAUGAAAUAAAAACCCAUUUGAAGACUUAUACAGAUUAGCUAGGGACUGUAAUUGUACACAUUUAUGUAAAAUCCUGAAAAGAUGCAAUUGAGCUGCAUAUUUACUAUUCUGUUCAUGUUCUUCAAGAUUGGUUGUAUCUUUUUUUUGCUGUGUGGGUGAGCAGGCUGCUAUUGGUUCUUAUUGUUGUCGACUGAAGGUUUGUCUGGGCAGAGCUGGUGUCUGAGUGCUGUCCUGUACUACUGAGGGCUCUGUGACCCGGGCACACAGUGACUGAUGUGGCACCUUGUCUGUGUCUGUGGUCUUCUGAACAGCUUCAUCUGUUUCAUGUACUCCUUCGACAGUAGCCAGCCUGUUGCCAAGACAGUGUAAUGCCUAAACCUGGCCUGUAAUGUGCUUUUAAUAUUUUGCCCUCCCCCGCAAAAGUAAUUGGGUGUGGUUUAUGCUGUCAGACAUGCAAGCUAAUGUGUGAAUGGAUGGAUGACCUGAAGUGUGCAGGGUCUCCUUGUAAGAGUGAAUAGGUCCCCUUUUAAUUCACUUUUCCAUAAGGAAUUUGCAGGGGGAGUUUUCCUGACCUGUAGAUUAUGCCUCCCCCAUUCAUACAGAAUCUGACCUCCCCAUGUAAGGUGUGUUGGAUUUCAGACAUGCGAAAGGACAGUUUCUUUGAAAUGUUGAGUGAGGUAGUAUGAUUCUGUCAAGCCAACCUUUAACUGUAGAUUGGGGAGUGGUUGUUGAGUGUUCUGUCAGGCUGUGAGCUGUUGGAUUUGUGGGAUAUGAUCAAGGGAAUUGAGGUUGAGUGAACUGGAACUGUUUACUAUUGGGUACCAUUGUUUUUGUUCAUUGCCAUAGCUGCCGCUGAGUCACCCACCUGCCGUUCCCUUAGUGAUCUGGUUAAGGGAGUCCUCACUCAUGAUGACUGCAUUAAGGAUAUAUAUUUUAUUUUUUUACCUGCUCAUAGUGAAUAGGUCCGGUUCUGUAACAGGAAAUCAUCCCUUAUGGCACUUUUCCAUACAGGAGUUUCCUGAAAAGCUACACGGUUCUUCUGUUUACAUUGACGCAAGAUGUUACCUGUCUGUAAAUGUCCGAUGGCACUGGCAGACGCGGUCGCUUGAGGCCUAAGUCAAGCCACUUGGACUACUGCAUAAUCUAAAGUAACUGUUUAGAUUAUCCAGGGGCUGUUGAUUCUGCUCUUUACACAUCCUCUCUGCUGCCCUGCUUUGGAAACAGUUUCCCCUGUAUAACAGAACAGUCAACAGAGUACCCUGGUGUUACGGUCCAAAAGAAGCAUCAGAUGAAUGUCCUGUUGACUGAAAUCCCAUUCAAACAAUUUCAAAAUCACAACUUAAGUAUGAGGCUGAUCUCUCAACAAUGACUGUAUUGCCUUUUGGUGUGCACAUUUAUUUCAGAGGACCUGUGAUAUAUUAAAUACAGUGCUGCUUUGCCUGUCCUUGAGAGAUAGAAACAUACAUCCCAGAGCGGAAGGCUGCAUGUUCGCUGUGAUGUGAGCUAUUUUUCCACAAGGGGGAGUUGGUCAAGAUGGAAUGCUGUAGGGAAGGGGAAAGAAAUGAUCAUUUGUACCUUUUCUUUUGAAUAAUGUUUUAAUUUUUUCUAUUGCGUCAGUUUAUCCAUCUGUCAAUCAUAUUUAAUCAGUUCCUGCUUUUAAGGCUACAGUGCUCCAUAUAAUUUUAAAUGUCACAUGCAUCUUAGGUGAAAUCCUAUCAUUUUGGAUACUGCCUAAAAAGCAGAAGAGAAAAGGAAAGAAACCUUCAAAGUUCUGAGCAGCAAUAGAAGCUGGUUGUGUGUGUGAGCGUGCUUGCGUGUUUGGACUGGCAUGUCAUGCUAAACUCAACUGGUAUUGCAUUACAUUGGCUGCAAUGAUUUCAAUUCUCAGCUUCUGAGCUGCAUGUGAGAACCAAUGUAAAUAUUGUCAUUUCUACUCUUUAUGUAAUCCUGUUUUUGAAAUGCAAGGUUAUUUAACAAGUCCACCACACCAUGUUGUUGGGUUGUACAUUUGGAAAUCUUCAGUUAAAGCACAAAAUUAAAAAAAUAGAAACAUUGAUGGGGAGGGGUUAAGUGCACAGCACCUGUCAGUGUUUGGGGUUUUUACUCCUAUAAUUGGUCAGGCACAUCUGUAUAAAUGUUUAAAAGGAACAUAUUACUUUAGCCACGAUUAUCCUUUUCCCUGUAAAAUCUAAAAUAAGGCGUCCAUUGUAGUUUCGAAAGAGAAUCUGUAUAUGUAACCUUCAGAUGUAUCCUGACUAUACAACAUAUCUGAUUUGAGAUGUGGGGGGGGGGCAGCAACAUUUUAUGAUCUUCACUUUUUUCCAGACAAUUUUGACAUGUUGAGCUGAAUCAUAAUACCAUGUCUUCAAGGUGGGUGUGAAUGUCGAACUGAAUAUGAAUAACAAUGAUGUUAAUGAUUCUGAUGAUUAAAUAUGAGCGGCUGUAAACUACUACAUGGGAUAUUUUAGACUUAUGCUGUGUAUUAUUGUCUUUGGGUUGGAGAAUAUGAUGAUCAAGAGAAUAAUAAAAAGUCAAACAUAA